This is a messenger RNA of Calypte anna (Anna's hummingbird), 2504 nucleotides long. It is a transcript of the gene ELFN1, whose product is annotated as extracellular leucine rich repeat and fibronectin type III domain containing 1. Lineage: Eukaryota; Metazoa; Chordata; Aves; Apodiformes; Trochilidae. Gene Ontology annotation, molecular function: protein binding. The transcript has a single exon. The record is from RefSeq and is a predicted model, not a curated record. Bases 32 to 2422 code for a protein of 796 amino acids. Gene Ontology annotation, cellular component: plasma membrane.
CAGGAACCCCUUCUCCACGCCGCCCAUCCAGAUGGCAGGUCGCCGGUGGGCCGCCACGUCAGCCCUCUGCAUGUGCGUGGCAGCCGUCUCCCUCCUGCACACCACCGGGGUGCAGGCAGACUGCUGGCUCAUUGAAGGGGACAAGGGCUUCGUCUGGUUGGCCAUCUGCAGCCAAAACCAACCCCCUUAUGAGUCCAUCCCCCAGCAAAUCAACAGCACCAUUGUGGACUUGCGGCUGAACGACAACAAGAUCAAGAGCGUGCAGUACGCCUCGCUCAGCCGCUUCGGCAACCUGACAUACCUCAACCUGACAAAGAACGAGAUCUCCUACAUUGAGGAUGGUGCCUUUUCGGGACAGUUCAACCUCCAGGUGCUGCAGCUGGGUUAUAACCGCCUGAGGAACCUCACCGAGGGCAUCCUCCGAGGCCUGGGGAAGCUGGAGUACCUCUAUCUCCAGGCCAACCUCAUUGAGUCUGUCACCCCCAAUGCCUUCUGGGAGUGCCCCAACAUAGUGAACAUUGACCUGUCCAUGAACAGGAUCCAGAGACUCGACAGCAACACUUUUCGGGGCCUAAACAAGCUCUCUGUCUGUGAACUCUACAGCAACCCCUUCUACUGCUCCUGCGAGCUCCUGGGCUUCCUGCAAUGGCUGGAGGCUUUCACCAACAUGACACGCACGUAUGACCGGAUGCAGUGCGACUCCCCACCCGACUACUCGGGCUACUACUUGUUAGGCCAAGGCCGGACUGGCUACCGCAAUGCUCUGAGCAUGCUCUCUUCACUUUGCACCGGUGGCUCCUACACUGUGAUCCCUCGUUUUAUCCCUCCCAGGUACCAGGUGACCACAGCACCUUCUGAAAGCCCCUGCUCCGAGGAGGACUGCUCCUCUGGUGAUGGCACGACCCCGCAGUUCUCCCUCUUCACGCCCAUCGGUGAGACGGAGGUGCGCCCCAACAUCCAGGUGAAGCACCUCAACCACAACUCGGCCGUCCUCACCGUGCAGAUCCCCUACCCCUUCAGCAAGAUGUACCUCCUCUCCCAGUUUGAAAACGGCUUCUCCUCCAUGAUCACCAAGCUCAGGAAGAAGGAGGAGAACAUCACCGUGAGCAACCUAGUAGCACAAAGGGACUACACCUACUGCGUAGUCUCUGUCCACCAAAACUUCAAGUACAACCACACCUGUGUCACCAUCACACCCACCAAGCCGAACCGCAAGGAGCCGGUGCCCACCCCUUCCACUGCCACUCAUUAUAUCAUGACAAUCCUGGGCUGUCUCUUUGGCAUGGUGAUUGUCCUGGGCGUUGUGUACUACUGUCUCCGGAGGAGGCGCCAGCAGGAGGAGAAGCACAAAAAGGCAGCUGGCAGCAUGAAGAAGACCAUCAUUGAGCUGAAAUAUGGACCAGAAAUGGAAACCACCAGCAUCACCCAGCUGUCCCAGGGACAGAUGCUGGGUGGGGAGACAGUGACCCGCAUCCCCUACCUGCCUUCUGCUGGAGAGGUUGAGCAGUACAAGCUGAUUGACAGCAGCGAGACCCCCAAGGGCACCAAGGGCAACUACAUGGAGGUGAGGACAGGUGAGCAACCGGAGAGGCGAGACUGUGAGCUGUCCCUGCCACCAGAUACCCAGAGUUCCGUGGCCGAGAUCUCCACCAUUGCCAAGGAAGUGGACAAGGUGAACCAGAUCAUCAACAACUGCAUCGAUGCCUUGAAAUCUGAGUCCACCUCCUUCCAAGGAGUGAAAUCGGGGGCGGUCUCCACGGUGGAGCCCCAGCUGGUGCUCCUAUCAGAGCAGAUCCCCAGCAAGCACGGAUUCCUCUCCCCAGUAUACAAGGAAAGCUACAACCACCCUCUCCAGCGGCACCACAGCAUGGAGACGGCCCCUAAACGUUCCAGCACCUCUUCCAGCGGCUCCAUACGGAGCCCCAGGUCCUACCGCUCCGAGGGAUCAGGACACAAAUCAGAAGCCAAAUACAUUGAGAAGACGUCCCCCACCACUGACACCAUCCUCACUGUGACACCGGCCGCGGCCAUCCUGCGGGCAGAGGCGGAGAAGAUCCGUCAGUACAGCGAGCACCGGCACUCCUACCCCGGCUCACACCAAGGGGAGCAGCACGACAGCAUGGCGGGACGGAAGCCCUCCAUCCUGGAGCCUCUGACCCGUCCUCGCCCCAGAGACCUGGCUUAUUCCCAGCUCUCUCCUCAGUAUCACAACCUGAGCUACACCUCCAGCCCAGAGUACACCUGCAAACCCUCGCACAGCAUCUGGGAGCGCUUCAAACUCAACCGCAAGCGGCACAAAGACGAGGAGGAGUACAUGGCAGCCGGCCAUGCCCUACGCAAAAAGGUCCAGUUUGCCAAAGACGAGGAUCUUCACGACAUCUUAGACUACUGGAAGGGCGUCUCCGCCCAGCAAAAGUCCUGAGUCCUCACACAACUCGUGACUUAACACACUAACUGGACCAAAAGAAACCUGCAGCAGCUAUUUUUAUUCAGACUGUCUUUGA